Molecule: messenger RNA, 450 nt
Organism: Anneissia japonica
Lineage: Eukaryota; Metazoa; Echinodermata; Crinoidea; Comatulida; Comatulidae
Exons: 2
Biological process (GO): signal transduction
Molecular function (GO): protein binding
Source: RefSeq, a predicted model, not a curated record
GUGUUGAAGUUUCUUGAGACUGUGUUUGAGUUACACAAUGUUAAUGAUAGGAGAGGAAUACAUGUUAAGUUGUGCAUCCCCUGCCCUUGUAGUAAGAAUACUGAACAUAUGCAGAUACUGGGAGAUUUUAAACAAGACUUGCUUCCAUGUGGACGAGACCGAGUGAGAAUAACACGCUACCAACAGUUAUUUGGAGAUGGUAACAUAACUGAAAAAGGAAGUGUUUUGGAUGAUGAACAGUUACUCAGAUUGUGUGAUGCAAUGGAUAGCAAUUGGAGAAGGCUUGGAGUUCAGCUUGGAUUAAGUCAUUCAGAAAUACAGAAACUUGAAAGUGAUAAUGUUCAAGAAAAGGAUGCAGUGAUGUUUGUUUUACUUUACGUUAUAAUCAGGUAUGAAACUUCCUAUAGGAUUAAUAAAGUUACCAUCUAUCCUUGUAUUAUAAUUUUAUAA